AUGAUAGAUUUCAGUCUUAAAAAUUUUAAGUUUUUAUGUGAUUAAAACAACCUGCUCUAAGAGAAAAUAAAGUAGGAAGAAAAACAGUUAUCUGAGUAAUAAAAAGAGAUAGAAAGAUUAAAAAAUGAGAUUUCUUUAAAAAAUAAGUAGCUUUAUAAAUAAGAGUUUGAAAUAAAAGAUUAUUAAUCUCGCGAUUAGAUUCAAAGAGAAGAAUUGUAGAAGUUAAGGGAAAACCUAAAAAAGUGUUCUUGUAUGUUGACGAAUAUAUCAAAUUAUGAUGCAUAGAUUAAUAAUAAUAUUUCUCUGUAAAAAAAUGACUUUACUGGAGAUAGCUAAAAAGCUAAUUAAGCUUAAAAGUAUUCAUAAUAGAUUAAAUCAACUUCUAUACAAUUAUUUGAUACAAACGCAUUAGAUUAAAAAAUGGAAGGGCCAUCAUCUAAAUUAAAUAAUAAUUUGAUAAAUAGAUAGGGUUAGCUUUUAAAUUCUAAGGAAAAUGAUUUUACUAACUUUUAACUUGAAAAUGCUAAAUCUUAAAACAAUUCCCAAUAGAAUAAAGGUUUAGGAGUAAAUGAGCAGUCUCUAGCAGGUAUAGAUUUUUAAUUUUCUUAGCAAAAUAACCAAAGCCUUAAUCUUUCAACUUAACAAAAUUAUUAAUUAAACUUUAAAAUAAAUGAAGCUCCUCCUUCUGCCUUAAACUUAAAUGAAAUUAAUAUUCCUAAAUUUAAUGAAUCUUUAUCAUAAAAUCAAAUAAAUAAAGAUAUUAAAAAUGAAUAUGGAGACAUAAAAAUUAAUUUAAACACUAAUAAAUCAUAAUAUGAAAAAUAGUAAAAUUAUCUUAAGGAACCUAAAAUUCAAGAAUAAAAUGAUAAUUCAGAAUAGCUUAUUUAGUAUUAGUAAAUACAGCCUCCAAAUAACACUGCAAAAUCUAUGCUUUAUAAUAUUCAGUAAGAAGUUAGUAAAAAAGGAAAUACAUUAUCUGCUGCCGUACCAUAAAUUAAAAAUAAUUAAUAGACUACUGUUUGUCCUCCUCCUAGUCUAAAAAAUUAAAAUGCUCAUUCAAGAAGUGGAAGCUUCUAUCAAGGAUCUACACAUAAUCCUCAUUAAUCACUCUCAUUCCAUAUUAAUAGCAAUGCUGUAAAUGGAAAUAAUCAACAAUAGUCAGCAUAUUCAAAUUUAACUUUACUAAAAUAAACUUUAUACUCUAACUAAAACCCAUCUCAAUCAAGAAAAUCUAGCAUUUAAAAUAUACAAACAAAAAAAGCAGGAGAAAACAAUACUGUUGCAAACUCUUAAGAUAGUGCAUAGUAGCUUUCAUCUCAAAACACUAUACAAGCUAAAAGAAAUGCUUCUUCUUACUCUGGAAGUAGCACAGUAUCUCAAAGUUUAACAACUUCUAUUAAUGGAUCUUCUUCGAUUUAAAAUAUCUCAAGUGGGAAUCAUUUCAAAAAUCAAUAUAAAAUAAAAUAUAAGGAUUAAUCACAAACAAACUUAAAUAGUUUAUAAAAUACUUCUUCUGCUAUAAAUUGCAAUAAAGAGAACUUUAACAAUGCAAGCAUUCAAAAUCAGCAGCACCAAUAACAAUAAUAGUAAUAAUAGCAAUCAAAGAAAUAAUAUCCCUAAGUGUAUCAAAAUCAAUAAUAAACUCAGUAAAUUAAUGACAGUAAUGCUCAAAAGACACUAAAAUAUGUUAAUUAAAGUAAAAGUAACUUUACGCAUACAAUUAAUUUAGAGCAAUAAAACUGCCAGUAAGAAGAGCCAGUAAAUAAUGCACUAUCUUCAAAGUCAAGAGGAAAAAGUUAAACCAAUUUUUCUACUUUAUACAAUAAAGAAAUAGCUGAGCAAUAAGGAAAACAAUUAGGUGUUAAAUAAGUUUCUAUAAACUCAGGAUCAGGCACGCCUGCAUCAGUUCCUAGAGGGAAUAUAAAUCACAAUAAAACAUCUUCAUUAACUAUUUCAACUUAAAAUACUUCAUUUAUGUAGUAAAACUCGAAACCUAUUUCUAAUUAAUAAAAAUAAAAUAGUAUUAAUAUUGUUUUAAAUACAGAGCCACCUUAAAUAAACUUCAAUUAAAUUUCAUUUAAAUCUGACCGCCUAAUGACUCAUACUAGUAAUAAUACUUUUUCUCCUUUUGCUGCUACAAGUCAGACUUUGAAAGACCUUGCAAAAGUUAGGAUGGAAAGCUAGCAAACCAAUGAAGAUUAAAAAAUUUAUUUAAAAGAAGGAGAUAAAUCCCUUUCUCAAACAGAUGAGAAUGAAAUCGAAAGAUAAAAGGAUUUUUAGUAAGAUAAAAAAAUUUCUUAAACAAACAAGAAUUUAAACAUUCAAGGAUAGAAUAAAUAAUUUAUAGAAGACAUUGAAGAUUUUAACAUUUAAGAUGAUACAGAUGAACAAAAAGAUGACAAAUUAAGAUUUACUCACAUUAAUACUGACAAACAGAAAGCAACUUUACUUACUUAUUUCAGUUAAUAGGACGAAUCUCUUUAAAUUCAUAGUAAUAGCACAAUAAAUGAUAUCCCAAAAGAAAGAACUUUAAGAGAAGAAAAUAACACAAAAAAUGGAGAUCUAUCGGGCAGAGAUUCUAAAUUUAAUGAUUUUCUUGGUUAGAAAUUCAAAAUUUAAAGUGAAAUAAAAAAGGAAGAGCCUAUAAAUCAUCCACACAACAAUAAUUAAACAAUUUAAAGUAAAAAUAAUAAUAAUAAUAAUGACAUAGUUUAACCUUCUAGCAUAACAUUUUUAACAACAAACUACGGAAAAAUAUCAAAAAAUGCCUAUUUUGUAAAAUCUCCUUAAAAAGAAUUUAAUCAAACAUAAACUUAAAAUUAUAAAACUUAAAACUCAAACAAUAUUGUAAACGGAGAAGAGAAUUAUUUAACUCAAGCUGAAGGAUAGGCAAUUAUAAAUUGUAAUUAUUUCUCCAAAAAUAUCAAAGAGGAAAGUAUAACUAACGAGUCAAAUUAUGCUAAUUUUUAUUCAAAUUUUAGCCAAAUCAACUAUGAAACAGUGAAGGAAAUAAGAUUUAGCCAGAAAGUUUCAACUUUUUCAAGUCCUAUCAAAUAAUAAACUCCUAACUAAGUAAAUAAAAUUGUAAAAUAAGAGAAUAAUAAUUUUGAAUAGUCUAAUGUACCACAAAUAUAAUCCCCUAACUAACAAAAUUUAGAACUUAAAGUAAAAAGUAAAUCAAGUGGUAAUUUAGGCAAAGAGCCUGGUAGAAUUAAACAAAACUUGGAAAGUACUAACUUUUAAAAACUUAAUCCUUGUCCUUCUUCAAUUAUUUCCUAAACGAGUUCUUCAAAUACUUAACCAUCUUAAAUUUAUAAAAUAACACCAACACUUAGUUAUACAAAAUCAGUGCCUGCUGUAUAAAAUAAGUAGGUAUAGUAACAAGAUCAAUUAGGAUAAAAAAUAUUUGAACAAUUUGCUAUUUAUGGUAUUGAUAAAACAGAACUUGAUUUAAAGCAACCUGGAAUUUAAUUCUUAUAACCUAAGUUGCAGUACAGAUAUCCAGAUAAGCAAAUACUUGAUAACAGCAGAGAAAACACACUGCCUUUCUUUGCAUUUCCUAAGGGAGUAGAAACACAAAGAUUUAAAAUGACAGAUUCUUUAUCAUAGAUAAACGAAAUAAUGUUUGCAAAUUAUGUAGUAGAAUAUAAUGAGAAUUGCUUUACUUUUGUUGUAAAAACUGAUGAUUCAUUUAAAAAAUAAUCACAUUUCUAGAAUUCAAAUAAAUUAUUAGAUAUCUGCAAUCCGUCAAAGUUGCUUUACGGUAUUUGUUUUAAGAUAAAAGACAUAGUAGAAGACGAUUCAAAAGGCAAUGAUAACUCUGCCAAAACCUUGGCAAACUCUUAGAACUUUUGGAUCACAAAGAGGGCUAUUUGCUUUUUAACUUAUUACCCAUUCGUUAAAUUCUUUUUGGACAUAAUAUCAUCUUUAUUAAAUCAAAUAAAAAUGGAGAGGAUUAAUUUUUAUACACAAAAUCAUGAAGGUAUAAAAAAAGACUCUCGUUUAUUAGCAAAAAUAGAGCAGCAAUACUUCAUGAAGCUAAUCUAAAAUCAAUUUUAUGGGCUCUUAGAAGAACUUAAAAAUUUGAGUACUCCUUCAAUAAAUUCUUCAAUCUAUUUAUCAUACAAAUAAGAGAGAUUUAUGUAUUACGUUCCAGGAUAGCAAAGUGCAAAGUACAUUGAAGCUGAAGGAUCAAGCAGCAUAGUCUUCUCUUGUAUAGCUUAUGAGACUUUUAUAGAAAUAUUUUUCAAUAUACUCAUAGAAUAGCCGAUGGUUUUCGUUUCGGCUAAUCCUGCUUUGCUUUCAUCAGUAAUUUUAAUGUUUUACUCACUAAUUAAACCUUUUAAAUGGCCUCAUCCAUUGAUUAGUAUACUUCCUUAAAAUUUAAUUCACUUACUUGAUUCACCUAUACCUAUUUUCUUGGGAUUAAAUAUGAGCAAGUAAGAGGUUUUAGAGAAGAAUUUGUGCGAAAAGCAUGAAUAGUGCACUUUUGUAUUUUUAGAUGAUUAUUUAGUUGAAAUUAGCUAAUAUACAAGUGAAAAUAAAGAACUGAUUCACAACUCGGUUUUGUACAAUAAACUACUUUCUUAGACCACCAAACUUUAUAAUAGCAUUUUACCAGAAAACCUGAGACGCAACUAAAUUAAUUAUUAAAUAUUCUAAAAUAACUUUUAACAAAACUUAAAUCUUUAAGAUAAGAAAAAGACAGCUAAAUCUACAGUUAAUUUGAUUAAUGUAUAGUCUAAUGAUCUAAAAAUUUCAAAAAAUAAUGGACUCACUACUUCAGGAUCAAAUGGAUAAAUGACUCUUUCUAGCAGCACAUCAGAUUUAACCACAAGCAAUAAUAUAAACUAAAUAAUUCCUAUGAAAAAAGAACUGCUUAUUUCUCCUAAUGAGAAUUAAAAAUAAGCUUGCACUAGCCUAAUGAUGAGUAUCUCUCAAUUUAUAUAAUCUGAAAUAUUAGACCACCUCCCUCAUAAAAAACUAGUAGCAAGAGGAGAUGUAAUUGAUUUAGAACUUUUAGAGUAAUACAUUACUUGCUAAAGAAGAAUGAAAGACGAUUUAGUUUCUCGUAUUAUAAAAACACAAAUGUUUAGCUUCUUUGUAGAAGAGCAUUACUAUGAAAAUAAUUUUUGA
Messenger RNA from Tetrahymena thermophila SB210, 5136 nucleotides. RefSeq names its product DENN (AEX-3) domain protein. NCBI's taxonomy places the organism in Eukaryota, Ciliophora, Oligohymenophorea, Hymenostomatida, Tetrahymenidae. The record is from RefSeq and is a predicted model, not a curated record. The transcript is spliced from 7 exons.